CUGUUGAGAAGAGCAACAACGAACCAACCCGAAGGAACGCAGACACUUUUCAACGCAACAGCUGCCUUCUUGCUUCCGUUCAAAAACCCGCGCCAUCAACUCAACAAAAAUCACAAAUCAACCUCUCUUCUGUCCAUCAUUGUUUGUUUGUUUGUUUCUCUGUUUGCCAUGGCGUCGUCCUACAAGAUUCAGCUCGAAUUCCUCUCGUUGAACAACAGCAGUGACAGCAAUGACAAUGAUGACGAACAAAAGAGAACGCUCUAUUCCUCCAGCAAACUCGGCGGAAGUGGAAGCGCGGCGCCACGACGCAUUCGAACAGACGUGCCCGAAGACAUGACCAUGGCCCAAUUGGUGAUUCAAAUCAAGGGUCAAUAUGGUGACGACACCAUGAACAAUGCUGUGGUCGCCCUGGAAGUCAAGAAUUUCAAUGCUCCCAAUACGCGUCUGGCAUACGAGUCACACCAGUUGGUUCGAGACGUCAUUCGCAAGGGUGACACGGUGGUGUGUCAAGUCUCCUCGUCUGCGCCACAUCAAGAAGUAGAAGUGGAGCCACCGCAAGCAGCCACGCCGUCUCGACGACAACGCAACAACAAACGAAAAUUGGCGACUAUCGAUAUUCACAAGGGCAUGGAUGCCAUGGACAUUGAUGAUGAUGACGAUGAUGACGAGGAAUCGGAUAUUGAAGAAUUGACCAAGGAACAAUUCGACAAGUGGGGAAACGAAAACAAUGCUCCCAACAAUAGCAACAACAAUAAUCCAAAACAACAGCAACGAAAGCGCCAAAGAAAGACUACACGCACCGUACCAGCCAAUCAGGAAAUCUUGGAGCUCUCGGAUUGAUUUGAUUCAUUCAUUUGAUUGACUGAUUGGUGGAGCAAAGGGUUCUGUAUUGGGAAAACAAACAACGCAAGAGAAAUGGAACGGCAACAAACGACGUGGUCUAACAAGGGCUUGUCAAACGUUCUACGGCACAUGGUGGAGCAGUCCUAUUUGGGUGGAAAGCACUCCGACGGACACGCAAAUUACUUGGGACGAUAAGAUGUCGCAUGCCACUAUGAUAAAACAAAGUAAACCGUUUACUAGUUAGAAGACCAGCACUGCCCAUCAGUCAGU
This is a messenger RNA of Seminavis robusta, 1113 nucleotides long. The record is from the annotation of a GenBank genome assembly. Lineage: Eukaryota; Bacillariophyta; Bacillariophyceae; Naviculales; Naviculaceae.